AUGUCGCAACAUCUCUUUGAACAGCUUACUCUCGUGAGUGCGUCAGCACUCACUAACUCUAUUUUCAGCAUUACUGAAGAUCCGAGCUUGCCUCUGGAGGCGAGCCCGCAGACUCCUGCAGUGGGUGCGUCAGCAUCCGUUAUUUCUAUUUCCAGGAGUGCUGGCGAUUCAAGCUUGCCUCUGGAGGCAAGCACGGACCCUUCCGCGGGCGCUUCGGCACCCGUUAAUUCUACUUUCAGGAAUGAAGAAGAAACAGUGCAAGCCACUGUUUAUCGUGGGACGAGAGAGCUAAGCCAGCGAAAGACGAAGGAGGUGGUCCGUGACAUCAAGAGCAACCAGUUAUAUGCUGGGCGAUGUCCACGGCAGGUGUAUGAGGAGGCUCUAUCAAAGACAGAUGAGCUAUACGAUGUCUUUGAGAAGAUUUAUAAGUAUCAGAGUACUUCAGAAGACGUGGUGAUGGCCUUCUACGGCGAGGGAUACAGCCAGCGUCGACAAACGAUCUUUAGAGAUAGGGAAAUGACGCUCCAGAACAUCCCGGACGACCUGGUCUUCCUACAAGACGGGACUAGGUUCGUCCACGUAAUGGAACCACAGCUGCACAUAUAUUAUUCUGAAAAGACCAUACAGAAGGCUUGUGCAAAUGGCCUCUUUGCUGUGGUUGCUGAUGGAGUGCACUCGAAGCAACCGAAGAACCUGGCGCAGCUCUACUGCGUUCAUGUAGUCUGCGCCGGUGGUGUGGAAGUGCCCCUCCUGUACGCCCUAACUGCACGUAAACACGAGGCAACGUACAGGAGGAUAUUCACGUGUCUCCAGAACAACUUUGAGCUUUUUCGACCAAGGCCAAUGCAGCGCCUCAGAGUUGUUCUGGAUUUCGAACAUGCUGCCAUCAAUGCAGCUUACAGCGUUUUCCCAGACGCUGUAGUCCAGGGCUGUUCGUUCCACUUAUCACAGUCCUGGAACAGAAAACGGGAUAGCUGCAGGAUAACCCGUUUCAUAAGGGGGCCUGGAAGAGAUGGCGUUGUAGAAGAAUGGUGGGACACUAUCAAAGGUGUCAUAUUUCUACCCAAAGGGCUGCGCUCUGAAUUCAGAGCCCUACGUGCCCCACCCGUCUCGAGCGAACACCCAGCAUAUGGCAGCUGCUGGGAUUUCCUAAAAUAUCUGAUCAGUACUUGGUUGACUGGUCCAUUCGAGGAUCUGUGGUGCAAAUGGGGGAUCACAGACCUCCGCACCACAAAUUUAGCUGAGGCUUUUCAUAAUAAACUGAACGCCACCUUAACGGGUGAUCACCCCGACAUGCGCGCGCUACUGGAAAAGCUGCGCACGCUUGAUCUGGAAGCUAAGUGCAAUUUACGAUGGAGUGAGAUGAAUCCUGGCGUCGACAAAAGGAUUCGAAGAAGAGAUUUGGAAAGAAGACAAAGUGUGGAGGAAAGUAUGGCAAGAUUUGACGCCGCUUACCGAGCCGGAGCAACGGUGGCUCAAAUUGAGAAGUUUUGCCGAGACAUGUCUCGGUUUAUCUCAGGGAAAACCGCAUGA
Cylicocyclus nassatus is the source of this 1533-nucleotide messenger RNA. Lineage: Eukaryota; Metazoa; Nematoda; Chromadorea; Rhabditida; Strongylidae. The record is from the annotation of a GenBank genome assembly.